Messenger RNA from Brassica oleracea var. oleracea, 1806 nucleotides. RefSeq lists its product as uncharacterized. Bases 1 to 1806 code for a protein of 601 amino acids. The transcript is spliced from 4 exons. The record is from RefSeq and is a predicted model, not a curated record. Lineage: Eukaryota; Viridiplantae; Streptophyta; Magnoliopsida; Brassicales; Brassicaceae.
AUGGGUGAUCACGGAAAUAUGAAUGACCUCACUGCUGCAUUGGCACUCAUUCAACAACAAAUGCUGACUCAGCAACAGCAGAUGUUGCAGAUGCAGCAGACCAUCCAAAAUCAGCAACAAGCUGCUCAGGAACAAGCAGCCGCGAACGCCGCGCGAGAAGAGCGUGGUGCUCUUAUUGGGGAGCGAAACCUUCCGCGGAACUUCUCGACUAACCGCUCCCCCAUCAACCCUCCACCUUGUACUCGACAAGAUUAUGAGAUCAAACCUGCACUGAUAGGUCUGGUACAGAAGAGCACGUUCAGCGGGCUCACUUCAGACAUUCCAAUGGAGCACAUAGAGGCCUUUGAGAGGAUCUGCAAUUUCUCUCGCUCUAACGGAGUGCCACCAGAUUAUGUCAAAUGCACGUUGUUCCCAUUCUCUCUUGAAGGGAAAGCUUCUCGCAGGUUGCAAUCUCUCCCAACCGGUUCUCUCACCUCAUGGGACCAGGUGUUCUACGAUGGAGUGAGUUAUGAGUUCCAAAACACUCUUGACUCUUCUAGUAAUGGAGACUUCAUGACUCAAACCACACCUGGUGCGUUUGCGUUGAUUGAGAACAUGACAUCAAGUUCACUGAAUAAGAACAAGGAGCAUGACCGCUCGAAGAGUGUGAACAUCAUAGAUGAUCUCGCUGCGAAGGGGGACCAACUGCUUAAGGGAAACCAAAGCCAAGUGUUCAUAAUGGAAGAAGAAACUCCUGAGAAGAGUGUCGGUGACCUUGCGUUUGAAGCUGAAUUAUCAGGGGACGAUCAGCAAGAGGUGAGAUAUGUGAAUGGGCAAGGAUGGCAGCUCAAAAACUACCACCCAAACCCUAACGUGCGGAACAACCAACAGCUUUUCUGGCCUAAGCAAGAUAAACCAAUGAUCCUGCACAGAGUAACCAAGCAGCUGCUCCAAGGACAACAGCUCCAAGGGAAAGCUCUGAACCAGGUUACUACCGAGAUCAAUACUAGAAUGAACCAUAUGUUCAGAGAUUUGAGCACCAAGUACGACAAUGUCGUGAGUCAUAUGAGACAGAUAGACAUUCAGAUUGCUCAGACUGCAGAGAGCGUCAAGAGGCAACAAGGUACUCUACCUGGGAAAACCGACAAAACCCCUAAGGAGUGCAAGAGCGGAAAGCAACUUUCCGAGCCGGAGAAGAGGAGGUUCACCACGGGUGAGAAAGGGAAGCAAAAAGAGUCGAAACAACUACCAGCCGAUACCCCGACAGUUGAGAGGAAUACGGAACCAGCAGUUGGAAGAAGUUCGCCAGGACCAGAACAACCAGCUGAAGUUGUUCGCCCGAUCCCAGAGGUUGUUCCUCCUCGCGAAUACAUUCCUAAAUCCCUUACCCUGCAGAUAAAGAAGCGAGGAGACCCCGGCAAGUUCGACCUCUCUAUCCAGAUUGGGAAGACAGGUUUUGCAUGCUCCUUGGUUGAUCUUGGAUCCAGCGUGAACCUCAUGCCUUACUCUGUAGCGCGACGUCUAGGAUACACGCAUUUCAAACCAACUAAGAUGUCCUUAGUGUUCGCGGAUAGAUCAGUCAAAUCCCUAGUUGGUAUACUAGAGGAUCUCCAAGUAAAAGUCGGAAACACCUCUGUUCCCGCAGACUUCGUUGUUCUGGAGCAAGAAGAAGAGUCUAAAGAUCCUCUCAUCUUGGGAAGACCAAUCCUAUGUAUUGUUGGAGCCAUCAUUGAUGUGCGACAAGGGAAGAUUGAUCUGAAUCUUGGGGACAUAGUCAUGCAAUUCGAGAUGGAUGAACUACUAAAAAAGCCGAUGUUAGAUGGGUAG